This is a messenger RNA of Macrosiphum euphorbiae (potato aphid), 696 nucleotides long. The record is from the annotation of a GenBank genome assembly. NCBI's taxonomy places the organism in Eukaryota, Metazoa, Arthropoda, Insecta, Hemiptera, Aphididae.
AUGGCGUUAUUCGCUAAAUACUUGAGGAUCGGCAGUACUGUUAAACACGGAUUCCAAGCAUUUCCACAAUUAACAACGGCUAAAUAUAGUGUAUAUCCACCUCACUUUGCUGAACCAGUCUACAAAAAACAAGAAUUAGAUAAACUUUAUGAAUCUGGAGAGAUUGAGAAUUACAAACUGAUUCCAUUUAAAGCAGCAAGAAGUAACGAAACUUGUUCUAUAUUUCAUGAUCCUAUGGUUACAAAAUUUAUAAACUAUAUGCUUCUAAGGGGACAAAAAAAAUUGGCCAGGGAAGUCUUAGAAAAAACCUUUGAAAAAAUCAAAAAGUUACAGUUAGAGAAGUAUAAUAGAGAAACGGAUCCUGAGAAGAAGGCUUCAAUGAUUAUAGAUCCUGUAGUUAUACUGAAAAAAGCUGUUGCUAACUGCAAACCACUUUUAAAAUUAACUGCAGUAAAAAGAGGAGGAUCUUUUUACCAGGUUCCGGUACCAAUAACAGACAAAGAAUCUACAUUUUAUGCAAUGAGAUGGUUUGUACAAUGUGGACGCGAAAAAGACAAAUCCAUUAGUUUUGCUGACUUUAUGGCCACCGAAUUAAUCAAAGCAUCCAAUAAUGAUGGAAAAGUUGUGAAUAAAAAACUGGAUUUACAUAAACAAUGUGAGGCAAACAGAGCAUAUGCACACUACCGUUGGAGUUAG